GGAAAUACUGGAAGAAAAUCUCGGACAAGGAAGUAAGACUGAUGAAAUAAGCCCGAUAACUCAUUAUUAUAUGCCUUUACAAUCAUUUUUAUUUAAUAGUGUGUUACCAAAGAUGGAUUUAAAAUCUUGAAUAUGUGCCAAGAUAGUUCGUUUCCAAUGUGUGACAGUCUAAACAGCAUUGAUGACAAUGCAUUGUUCGGCGAAGGAUUGCACAAUGACCAAACAGAGCUGACAAUUUCAAAUACAGGUUUAGACAGGUCUCCGUUCGUACACAACAAUAUGCCGCAAUCUCAGAAUGGAGCUUUUCAUGACAGGGAUCCUGACAAUAUUGGCGCUGUGGGUUCAUCCUCGAAAUCAAUACACAUUCCAAUGGAAAGGCAAGGAAUCCCACAUCAAGAUACCAUAAUAAAGAAACCUGAAGUUAGAAUAAGUCAUGAAAACCUUGGCGCAAGAAGAAAAGAGGUGAAAAACAAAGAAAACAAAAACAAGAAUGGUGAAUUAAGGUUACGGCUGGAGACGGCUAAGGUAGAAAAUGAAGGGUCUCCACAAAGCUCCUUUGUACCAAAACUUCAAGUGAAGCGAUAUGACCGUCCACAAUAUGAUGCAAUGAGCCGAGAUGUCGAGGGAGACAAUAUUACCAAAGGUGGUAGAGGGAGGUCAGGGGGACAAAUUUUAAUGUCACGUAAUGAAUUCAGUCCUGAGUCUAGGAAUAGCUCAGGAAGUCUGAGCGAUUCAAGUAUUCCUACCCCUGCUCUAAUUUCACCGCAAAACAAUACAAAUGUUAAGAAUGCAUAUGUUGCGAACGAUACAAGUGUUAAGAAUCCAUACAUUGCGAAUGAUACAAAUCUUAAGAAAACAUAUGGUGCAAAAAAUAAAAAUGCUAAGAACAGAUACGGUUCCUCAAAUAGCAAAUCAUCGCCUGGAAAGCGCAGUAUCACUGUGGCCAAUGGUAAAAGAGUAAAGAAGAUCGAUAACACAGGCAUAACACCUAAGCCCAAUAAUUUAGUAGAACGAGGGUGUUCUGAUCCUGUUAGGGUGAGUGGAGCAGAACCAUCCGACGCAUAUAGAUCGUCUCCAAACAAAUAUAUAUUGUCACAAAAUUGUAAUUCUCCAAGUGGAAAUUAUCCUCAAGACGUGGAUCACGAUGAAUUUCUUGGGCUAUCAUGUUCGAGUCUUGAAAUGGAUGCUGAACCAUCCAGCAAUGGUAAUACUGUUGUUCAAUUUGAGAUGCCAAAAAGUAAUGGGCUCGGAAACCACACUCGUAAACCUAGCAUAGUUGUGCCCUACCAGCCUCACUCCAGGAGUAGUUCUGACAGCUCGUUACACUUGACAGAAAAUCAACUUGGUCAGGGAUUUUUAGAAAAUUCGCCCGAACGUUCAUCAGCUUUUGUGUCAAAUUCAAGAUUUUCUACAACACCAAAUGGUUAUGAAUACGUUAGCAACUCGCUACCUUCCAAUGCCCUCUUUGGGGAUGGAACAUACAGGGUAAGAAAUCAAUCCAUCACAACAGAUGAUUCCAUGUUUGCACAGGAGCUGCAAAGACAGUUGUAUGAAGAAGCACUCCCAGCUGGACAAAGUUCUGAAGAAGUGAAUUCAGACCAUGAACAAGAUUUCACGCCUCGAGGCUUUACAAGGUCACAACCAUUAUCUAAUAUUAGAUCAGCAGAAAAUUUGCUUCGCUUUCAAACGCCAGUUUUAAGCAGUAACCAGAAUGUUUCAUCCGUAUAUGACACAUGCGAGGAGCACAAUAAUACUGAAAGUAGACUGUCAAAUCCGCAAGAUUCGUCUAGAAAUUUGCACAUAACUUAUGAACGUUUACUGUCCCAACAACCCAGUCAAGCUGAUACCGCUUUUGUUACCAGCCCAGACAUCACCAUACCAAUGACCUUGCCAAGUAACCCACAGGAGCAGUACCCCACGAGUGUACGUGAGCCAAUACGAAUUGCUCAUGAAAGCCAGGUCGUAUUCUCUCUCGAGCCGGAAGUAAGCGACCACCAGACGGUGGUGUCCCUGAUAAGGGAACACGAUGAGGACCUGGCCAGACGCACCCAGGAGGCCAUGGAUGCUGAACUGGCGCAGAGACUUCAGGACGAGGAAGACUCGACGGCCAUUCGUCAUGGCGAUGAUAUCCCUGGCAGCUAUCUCAUGCGUCAUACAGACAGGCCACUCCAUGUGAGAGGGUUUGGGCAUCGGAACAACCAAAACGUAGCAGAUGCAUACACAACUAGUAGAGGUCGUCCAUUGUUCACCUUCCGAAACCACUGGUCUGAUGGAGAUCCAUAUGGAAUGUUGGACUCCGUACAUGAUGUUGAAUACCAGCAAUAUGGUUAUGAUAUCCCACCAAGUGACUACUAUUUACCGUAUGCUGGUGAUGAUGAUGAUGGCGACGACAGGCUGGUCAGUAUCAACCAAGACCCACGUUUACUGGCACGACUGUUGAUGCAUCGAAAUCCACACAUGACCAUUCCCGGACACAUGGAUUUGAAUGAUUAUGAGGCUUUGUGGGAGCUAGCAGAAAAUCUUGGCGAAGUCCGUCGGGUCGGAAUGGACCCGUCAGAGAUAACCCAACUUCCAUCUCACGUGUUCCAGCCGUCUGCUAGUGCCGAUGUGAAGACGGACUGCCUUGUGUGUAUGGAGGAAUACCAGUCAGGGGAGAGGCUGAAAACUCUGCCUUGUUGUCAUACUUACCACGCAGAGUGUAUAGAUGAGUGGUUGAGGAGGAAUGCCAUUUGCCCCAUUUGUAGACAGUCUGCAAAACAAUAGACAGAAAUAGAGACAGAAACAAAGCUGCUGACUGUUCUUUAAAGAAGAACAUGUAACAAAGAAGGAAAUAUCAAAGAUAAAUUUAUUUUCAUGCGUAUAAAAUCAUGUUAAAAGACACUUAUUUAGCUGUGCUGAGUUUUUAACCAGGUUUUCCGAAGGAAAAAACUGGUUAUUAGAUUGGCGAAUGCGGGCGGGCUGGCUGGCGGGCUGGCUGGCUGGCUGGCUGGCGGGCUGGCGGAAUAAGCUUGUCCGGGCCAUAACUAUGUCGUUCAUUGUCAGAUUUUAAAAUCAUUUGGCACAUUUGUUCACCAUCAUUGGACGGUGUGUCGCGCGAAAUAAUUACGUCGAUAUCUCAAAGGUCAAGGUCACACUUUGAGUUCAAAGGUCAAAAAUGGCCAUAAAUGAGCUUGUCCGAGCCAUAACUAUGUCGUUCAUCGUCAGAUUUUAAAAUCAUUUGGCACAUUUGUUCACCAUCAUUGGACGGUGUGUCGCGCGAAAUAAUUACGUCGAUAUCUCCAAGGUCAAGGUCACACUUUGAGUUCAAAGGUCAAAAAUGGCCAUAAAUGAGCUUGUCCUGGCCAUAACUAUGUCAUUCAUUGUGAGAUUUUAAAAUCAUUUGGCACAUUUGUUCACCAUCACCAUCAAGGGACGGUGUGUCCCACGAAAGAAUCACGUCAAUAUCUCCAAUGUCAAGGUCGCCACGACUAAAAAUAGAUUAAAAAAAAAAAAAAACUUACAAAGGUGGUUAAUUUUUUUUGGUCAUUUCAAAAGUUCAGUUUGAAUUUUCUCCCUUUAUCAGAUUUUUUUUUCACAAUGAAAACCUGGUUUUGUGACAAUUUUGUCCCUUGUUGUUAUUGUUUGAAUGUUAUUGCAAAUAUAAAAUCCAUGUUGUUUGUGAUGAAAUCAUUGUCUUUGCGAAUUUGUUGUGAAGUAAUAUUUGCAAAUUUUUAUUAUUAUUUACUCAUAAACAUGUUCAAGUUCUCUAUAUAAAAAAUUGUCUGUAUAAUGUUUUUGCGUUUGUUUUUAUGUGUGUGCCUUGUCUAGUGUAUUUGUUAUGUGACUCACUGUUUGGCAGUUUGUUCCUUGCCAUAAAUGAAGGACAGCAUUGUAUAAUAAGAUUUCUAUCCAGCUGGUUGAACUUUUAGUUGAAAUUUUGAGUUGAACUUUCACGUUUUGUGUAUUUUAUAUCUAUUUUCAUAACUCGUAGUAAGUACCCGAUAGCCAUAAUGGAUAACUGAUUUUUCCACAAUACAUAUGACGUUUCACUUUACUGUUGUGAACAAAUAUAACCAGUCUUUGCUUUAAUUUCUCUGUAUUUUUUUAGUUUGAAAGUUCAUUUGUUUGGUAGUCUUUAUUGACUAUUUUUGUUACAUACUCUAACAUAGUGAUAUUAUCAAUGUCAUUACGAAUGGAUGGCAACAAGUCCAUUAAAUUACAACUUAUAACAAGUGUAAAUCCAUGAUUGAUUGAUUGAUUGUAAGUUAUAAACAAAUACAUUUAUUAUGAAUAAUGAAUACAUGUAUCUUCAAAAUUAAAUAUUUGCAUGGAAGGUUUUACGAAAAAUAAUGUAUUUUAUUGUAACCUAAAUAACCAUAUACCUAGCAUGUGGCAAUUUGUAAUGUUGCAUAGGACAUCAUGAUCAUAAGAUGUCACCCUUUUGUGGAGCUAUAAAUAAAAUAAAGAAUAAACUGAAUUAAGCAAAUGUGAAACUUAAAGUUAACAUUAAGCGUCUGAAAAUUCUUAAGUAUAUUCAAUGUUUUAACAUAUUACAUCCAGCUGAAAAUAUUGACACAUCAGUAGACAUUAACAUCCUUGGUUUCACAAUAUUUUGUACAUGUAUCACCCUAUAUGCGAUUUUACAUGUAUAUAACAUAAUUUUAAUCCUUUGUUAAUACAGGAUUUUAAGAUUUUAUGAAAA
Dreissena polymorpha is the source of this 4681-nucleotide messenger RNA. RefSeq lists its product as uncharacterized. The transcript has 10 exons. Bases 133 to 2763 code for a protein of 876 amino acids. The record is from RefSeq and is a predicted model, not a curated record. Lineage: Eukaryota; Metazoa; Mollusca; Bivalvia; Myida; Dreissenidae.